This is a messenger RNA of Labeo rohita (rohu), 5218 nucleotides long. RefSeq names its product casein kinase 1, gamma 1 (gene csnk1g1). Gene Ontology annotation, molecular function: protein serine/threonine kinase activity; ATP binding. Gene Ontology annotation, cellular component: nucleus; cytoplasm; plasma membrane. Gene Ontology annotation, biological process: signal transduction; peptidyl-serine phosphorylation; endocytosis. Bases 458 to 1858 code for a protein of 466 amino acids. The transcript is spliced from 16 exons. The record is from RefSeq and is a predicted model, not a curated record. NCBI's taxonomy places the organism in Eukaryota, Metazoa, Chordata, Actinopteri, Cypriniformes, Cyprinidae.
CAUUUGGCGACAGCGAAAGGUUCACGUUACUUGCAGGAACACUAAAGAAAGGAGGAAAAGCGGGUAGCGGAUAUCAACAGUGAUUUUAUUCAGAAAAGGUGUCACGUAAUCUACAGACGCUGGUAUCUCAGUAUUCAUCUCCCCCUUGAAGCCUCUGGCGAAGUUCAUCGUGGAAGGCUGAAAACAUUGAACACUGAGGCUUCUGGCCCGCAGCAGGAGGAAAGCUCAUUCAAUGUCAAAGAAGGAAAGACGUACACGUUUGGAUCAGCAUGAGACUAACUGAGAGGUUAUUCUGAAUUAUGGCAGAAUUUUCAUUUUUGGUGUGCUGGCAGCAGUGACUGGUUCAGCGGCAGCGGUGCCAACAGCAGUCGUCCCAUGAGUUUUCUUUUGGCCUGAGCUGUCUGCUUUAGGCUCCGGCCUGGUUCGUCUGGAUCUCUGUGCCUCCGGCGCCGCAGUCAUGGAUCACCCCAGAGAGAAGGAGGGCGAGAGGCCGGUCAGGAGCAGUAAAGUGGCCCAGGGGCGCAGCGGGCACUCGCGGCCCUCCAGCUCCUCCACUUCUGGGGUCCUUAUGGUUGGACCAAACUUCAGAGUUGGCAAGAAGAUCGGCUGUGGCAACUUUGGAGAGCUGAAGCUCGGAAAGAAUCUCUAUACAAACGAGUAUGUUGCAAUAAAGUUGGAACCUGUGAAAUCGAGGGCCCCACAGCUACAUUUGGAGUACCGGUUCUACAAAACGUUAGGCAGUGCAGUAGAGGGUCUGCCUCAGGUCUACUAUUUUGGGCCCUGUGGGAAAUACAAUGCCAUGGUUCUGGAGCUGCUCGGCCCUAGUCUUGAGGACCUCUUUGACCUGUGUGACCGAACAUUCUCCCUCAAGACCGUCCUGAUGAUCGCCAUUCAGCUGAUUUCCCGCAUGGAGUAUGUGCAUUCUAAAAACCUCAUCUAUAGGGACGUGAAGCCAGAGAACUUCCUCAUCGGUCGACAAGGAAACAAGAAGGAGCACAUCAUUCACAUCAUAGACUUUGGCCUUGCGAAAGAAUACAUUGACCCAGAAACCAAAAAACACAUUCCUUACCGGGAGCACAAGAGCCUUACCGGCACAGCUCGAUACAUGUCUAUUAAUACACACUUAGGGAAAGAGCAAAGUCGGAGGGAUGACCUUGAGGCCUUGGGUCACAUGUUCAUGUAUUUCCUUCGGGGUAGUCUCCCUUGGCAGGGACUAAAAGCCGACACACUGAAAGAACGCUACCAGAAGAUUGGGGACACAAAGCGAAACACUCCCAUUGAGGUUCUCUGUGAGAACUUUCCUGAGGAGAUGGCGACCUAUCUACGCUAUGUCCGGCGGUUGGAUUUCUUUGAGAAGCCAGAUUACGAAUACUUGCGGACCUUGUUUACGGAGUUGUUUGAACGAAAAGGAUAUACCUUUGAUUACUCUUAUGACUGGGUUGGCAGACAGAUUCCCACACCGGUGGGUUCGGUCCACGUGGACUCAGGGGCAUCUGCCAUCACGCGUGAGAGCCACGCACACAGAGACAGACCCUCCCAGCACCAGCCCUUAAGGAAUCAGACGGCCAUCUCCGACCGCAGAGGAGCUUGGGAGGUGCAGCCCAACCGCCAGACAAACUCCUCCUACCUGACCUCGCACCUGGCAGCGGACAGGCACGGAGGCUCAGUGCAGGUGGUGAGCUCAACUAAUGGUGAACUGAAUGCAGACGACCCGCUGGCGGCCCACUCAAAUGCACCAAUCACAGCGCAGGCAGAGGUGGAAGUGGUGGAUGAGGCCAACUGCGUGAAAAUGCUCAACCUGUGGUGCUGCUGUUUCUUCAAGAGGAAGAGGAAGAAGAACACUCAACGGCACAAAUGAACCUCCGGCCUCUCCGUGCAGUCCGUUCCUUCGGUUGUUUUUAGAGCGUUCAAAUAAAGAAAUUUUACAAGACGACAACAGCAAGCCCUCCAAACGAGUGUAUGAAAACGAAGAGGCAUGCACACGUUGUCUCUGUGGGGAUUGUCUUUUUGUUUUUCGUUUCUUCCACAUCUUAAUUUAGGCAGCGACGGGCCCUCAUCCUCGGACUGUCUCUAGGAUCUUCACGCAAAACCUAAGGAUCUCAAAGCACUGGAACAGCACUGCACUUCAUUCGCUGUUUUGCUUCUUUUUCGUUUCUCCUCAUCCUCAGCGGUGGACGUGCUGGGGAGGAAGUCUCUGAAUGUGCCCCCUCAUCCUCUUCCUCCACAGUUCCAGCCCUUUGUGUGUCAUGGAGGGAGGGAGAGCGACAAAGUCGCCCAUGCUGGAGCUCGAACCGCAGACCUUUUCCUCCUCCCUGGCACCCGCUUCCACUCCACACGAGACGAGACGGUGGCUUUUUUUUUUUUUUUUUUUUUUUUUUUUAUUUCACUUAACCCUUUCGAAAUGUUUGUUUGUGUAUUUGUUGGCUGAUUGUUGGUUCUCACGCUGCCAGGAAGUGGUCGAAGCCUUAGAAUAUGACUAGCAGAUUUCUUCGUCGUAUCUAUCGGAGUGAUUUAACGUACACGGGCAAAGCGCAAAACAAAUAACUGUCGUAACGAUGCUAGCUGGCCUUUACACGUGAACUUUGUGAAAGUGUGACAUAAGCAGCUGUUUCCAGUGGUGCUCGCCCCACUGACUAGUAUUUAAGCUGCUUGUUCUAAAGCACUCCUCCCACUUCAACCCACCAGCCAGUCAUGCUGCUUUCUCCUCUUACGAUAUCGUAUCGCUUUGACGUACAGCUGGCUGCUUUUCUAUUGGCUGAGGUGGCCAGUAAGACUUUCCUUGCGCUUUUGUAUCUUUCUGUCCAUAUAGUCACUUAUUAUUCCCACGACCAGUUCCUAAUAGAUGUUGUUUUUUAUGCCUGAAAACUGCUAAUUAUUCAGGAUGAGAAUGACAGUUUCAUGUGCCAGAGUGGCUUGGAAAACACCUUAAGCGGAAGAUGUAAGGCGGGCGUUUCCUUGCUUGAGUAGUAGUCGUGAGGUGGAACCUGGGAGGACGCAGACUGACGGUAGUGACUGCCACUGCGAAACAUCUCGAUUUAAUGCCUUAACAUUACUCAGCAGAUACGAAACUCCUCCCAUGCCUUCAUACUGACCUGAAAUAUGUCUCAUUCCCUUUAGGAAGCUUGCUUGAGAGGGUUCGACAGAAUCGAACACGAAUCUGUGGCAGAAAACGGCAGGUUGUAUAGUGGCCAUACGUGUAUUCUGAGACGGGGCAGCCCUUGACCUCUUGCAUGGAUGAGGCAGUCCUUUCCUGAACGCAAACGUAAAAUGGGGAUAUACGCGAAACGAUUACUGUAGUUCUGUCGUCGCUUUAUUUUUUCUUUUUUUCUUUCUAAUCUCAGUCGUGAUGUUGCCUUGCUCACGUUUUGGUUUCGCCGUUCACCUAUUCACAGCAUUAAAUCCAUGCUUUUAUUUUGUGAUGUAUAGUAAAUGUGAAUUAAUGUAAGAUAAAUUAUAUAACUAUUAUUUUAUUUUAUUUUGAUCACCGUACAAAAGUUGAGAGAGAAGCCAUAGGAGUGUGUGACUGCACUAAAGUUUUCUUAGGCCCUUGUUUACUUCAGCCUGUGCGUUGCUGUAUUCUACUGACCUCUAAACUCGUCUUUCAUAGAGGUAAACGGCUGUUUGAGGAAUCUACCGUGCCCGUUCUGUUUUUUGGAGUUCUUUGAAUGUUCUCGCAAAAGCAGUGGCUAAAUGAGCGUGUUGGACCAAAUGGGCACAGAUUCUUUAUUAGCACGUUUCCACCUGUUAACUCGUCAGUUGAGUAAUCCAGCCAUCCGUUUUCACUCGUUUAUAUAUGUAAAUAGCAACUCUCACUGACCCAUCACCUUGUGGAACGAUUUCCACCAUCUAGGAACGGGUGUUGCGUUCAAAUGCGAAGUCAACCAACCGUUUUCGCAAACGCGUGUAAAGCUUUCCAUGUAUUUCUGACGUGACGGUUAUUUAAUAGAUGUGCUUGUCCACUGUGAUGCAAGUCACUUUGGGUCUAAAUUAUUCUGUGAAAAGUACUUGAAUAAUACUCUUGGAAAUCUGUCUCGCACAAGCGUCGAGGCUGCAUUUUAUUUAACGUUCUUCUCUUAACGAUAUGUAUUACGUGCCUCGCUAGCGUUGGAAGAAGUUUAGUAUUUCUGGAUGUGCACUGCUUGCUGUUGCCAGGAGUGUGAUUUUUGCAGGAUUUAACCCCUUGAUUCUUAUCGACUCUUCCGAAGUCAAAGUUGGAGGCCUUGGCUUGUUCGGAGCCAUUUGGAAUUGUUUUUUGGAUUGAAGCAGAAUGUGAAAUUGCUUUGGAUUAAUGGACGAGGAAGCGGAUGGCGAUUAAAGCGCCAUCUGCUGGUUCAAAAUGACUCGUCCGUGCAAAACACUACACUGAAAUCACACUCUAUAUAUGCUAUUUGAAGUAGUUUGAUGAGGGAUGACUAGAACAGACGUUAUUACUGGAAUUUUGGUUAAUGCGAUCAUUAUGACUACUGGCUCUCUUGUCAACUGCAAGGUGAUGACUAUUUCAGACCAUCUUUUAUCUUUAAUUUUCCUUUUUUUAAAAAAAAUCGUACCAUAUGUUUUUGUACCUUUUUUGUAGCGUUUGUUGUUUUAAUAAAGAUGGUGUUACGGCCUUCCGAGUCCAUUUGAGGAAUAUAAAUAUACAAUUAUUCCACUAAAUAGAUUGAUUCCCCCCCAAGUCAUUCAGGAAGCAUUUUGGUUCUUUUGGAGAGGCGUUUGUGUACCAUUCCAUUUCCUUUGAAUUGCCUUUGCUUUUGUAUCACGGUUCUGUGCUGCAGAUUUCCAUCCAGAGAGGUAAAUAGAGUUAUUCUCCUAAAGUUGAAGUUAGUGACAUUAAUGCAGAUUUUAUGUGCAUGGCUUUUGAUUCCGAAAGCAAUGGAAACUACUUGUAAAUGGGGCACUGAAGAACAUUGUGGGCAUGAAGUUGAUACACUGUUAUUCUGUGGCUGCAUAAUGCCUUAAACAUGCUACUGCAAGUCUGACCCCUCUGUACGCUUGAGUUCAGCAGGUAAAUGUCCACUGCGUACUAUUUUGCCGCUGUAUACUGUAUUGCCCUUCCAUUGUGUCUGCUACAGUCAUGGCUUUUUUUUUUUUUUUUUUUCUCUCUCUCUUUCUCUCUCUCUCUCUCUCUCUCUCUGAAAAGUGUAAUCAUUCCUGUCUCAAGGUUUUAGUUAAUGUGGAAACUUGUUGAACUUUUUUUUUUUUUUUUUUUUUUUUUUUUUUU